Molecule: messenger RNA, 2623 nt
Organism: Strongylocentrotus purpuratus (purple sea urchin)
Lineage: Eukaryota; Metazoa; Echinodermata; Echinoidea; Camarodonta; Strongylocentrotidae
Exons: 2
Coding region: 1166-2209 (347 amino acids)
Source: RefSeq, a predicted model, not a curated record
UCUCUGAGUCACGUGGGCUCAAAAUAAAAAAGGACCGGACAUCAAUAUCCGCACAAAUAGUUAGUUCGGCGAUUCUGUAAUGCAGCUGUGUUCAACCAGGGACCCGUUUCACAACGCCUUUUUCAAUAACAAAUGACACACGUCAGUGACAAAUCUGUUGAUAAUCAAUCAGAAGCGAGGAUUGCACUAGCUUACAACAAAAACUGUCAUUUGUCAUCAAUGACAAGUUUUGUGAAAUGGGGAACAGGUUCAUGAAUUAACGUACCAUCACGUUUCCCUGACGUAUGACAGAGUGGUAAAGAUUUGUGCAUUGUUUGGAUCAAUUGCUUGAAGAUUUCUUGAUUCUGAUAUCAUUUUCAAAACGAUGAAUUAUACUGCAGAAGACGCUGACUGAUAUUAUUUCAGGAUCGACAGCAGAACUUUCAUGAUUGAUUCUCGAGAUUAACCGAGCAUCACCGGUUCUCACCAUCUGACCAUGGCAUCGGCAUUUCAAUCAGGAACUUCGGGAAAAUGUCAGGGUAGCGACUGCAAGAGUGGCGAUUUUGUUGCCACCUUCAGUAUCAAAGAACAGCAAGACCUGUGCGAGGACUGUGUCUCAAAAAAAGCUCAGACAAUUCGGGAUCAAGAACCCCAAGAUUGGUCUUGUGACAAGCACAUGAAACCCAUCGAAUACGUCUGCCGCUCCCAUAAGAUUCCUCUGUGCCAGACGUGUGCUUUCCUUUUGCACCAGAAACCAUGCACGGUGCAGGAUCUUGAGGAUGCCGUUAGGGAAAAGCGGUCGAGGUUAGAGCUGCUGAUACAUAGAGUAACUGAGAAGCACCACGAGCUACAUCAGAAAGCCUCCAGGAUAAGAGAGUAUGGCGGUGGUUUAGAGCAGCACUUCAAAAGUGUGAAAGAUAAGAUCGCGAAGACUUUUGGCACAGAGUCCGAGGACAUCGAUUCUUUAUAGAAAAGAGAAAUUGAGAGCUUACGAAAAGAUGCAGACGAGCGGAUUAGCAAAAUACAAGAGGAACUAAACACACAACUAGAGAAGAGAAGACAAGUAGCAUACUCUAAGCGCGAGAAGAUCGUCCGAACAAAACAGAGGCUGGCGGACGACCUGAUAAAAGUUCAAGAACGGACACUCAGAAAAGUUGAUGAAUUGCAGUCACAGGUCGAUAGAGUUAUGGAUUCUGUAGAGAUUGCUCAAUGCCGUCUUGACAAACUUGUUAUGGACGACAGAGAUUUGAUUGGCCAAGCAGACAUGUUCGAAACAUCGUUGACAAGAAUGCUGGACACUGACAUCAAUGUCGAUGUGUUGAAACGCACCGUACAAAGAGGACAACAAGUACACUUCAAAUUAGGUGAUAAUGUCCACGAGAGCAAGGUUUCAGGACCUGAAGAAUCAUGGGAACUGAUCGACAGUGUUGCCAUUGCAAAGGACCUCGUCAAGCCUUAUUUCAUUGGUGCGAUUGAUGAAGAUCAAAUGGUAGUGUCAGAUAUGUCUUGCCGCACGCUGUACGUGACAAACCUGAAGGAUAAAGCUAUAAGUAAGGUCCUAGAACGUUCUGGAGAUUACAGAAAAGUCGUUUCUUGUACAUCUAUUGGCAAGGGGAUGAUUCUCUGUGGAAACUUCUGCAAGGGUGCAACCGGAAGUUGUUUCAAAGGUGCAAGCCUUUACAAUCGGCAAUGGGAGUUCAUCAGGGAUGUGGAGCUACCAAAGAACCCUGAGAGUGAGCAGACCUUCGCAUCAGUGCACGUUGAGAAAGGUGGGAGGAUCCUAGCCGCAGUGGCUUGCCAAUCUGACAUACACGUCAUCAACCCAGGCGAUGGCAUCGUCAGUCAGUCACUGAAAACCGGAGUAGGAAAAAUCCAAUGGCUUCGUUCUCUGCCGUCAGGUAAUCUCGUCGCGAAGACGGGACCUUGUGAGUUCACCAUCAUGGAUCCGACCGGAUCGAACCGGAUUUGCAUCAAGCACGACCGAUGGGAUGGAUGUCUCUACGAUGUGGAUCUCUCUGAUGGUUCCAUUUACGUCGUGUAUAGAGACAAGACUCAUAAUGUGUAUGCAGUGGAUAUGGUAUCAAGUGAUGGUGAACUUGAAGCGACCAAGGUAGUGGAAUACCCAGUGUCAAAGAACCGAAAAGACGUUGUCCUCCCCUGUGUUGUGACAGCACCGGGAACGCUGAUUACAUGCAACGGAGAGUACUUUUACGUGUUUAAACUGUCUUAACAAAAUAAAUUGUAAAGUGUUUCUCCCCAACUAGGCAAUUACUUUGUUAACCUCUCUCUCUUGUGUCGUAAUCUACAAUGUGCAUUAUCAAGUUUAUCGUGAUUUGCUUGUGUUUUGACUUAUUUCCCUCCCGUUAGAUGUUUCAUCAUUUCGAGUUCACUCAAAUUGGUCUGAAAAAGCCCCUUGUUAUUAAGUGAUAAUUAUGUAGCAGGGACGUAAAGUCAUCUUCAGAAUUGGGUACAGCAACACAUUGAUGUGAUGCUUACACCACGCAGUGUCUACACGCACGUAUGAUUGGAGGUGAACCGCCCGACACCAAUGCACCUUAUAUUAAGAACUAUAGGAAUUAUGGUUAGUUGGACAACAUUUACCUUACUAAUAAAUGUUGCAUGUCAUGGACCAGGGGCGGAUCCA